Dalotia coriaria is the source of this 4199-nucleotide messenger RNA. RefSeq lists its product as uncharacterized. NCBI's taxonomy places the organism in Eukaryota, Metazoa, Arthropoda, Insecta, Coleoptera, Staphylinidae. The coding region runs from base 377 to 2920 and encodes 847 amino acids. The record is from RefSeq and is a predicted model, not a curated record. The transcript is spliced from 16 exons. Gene Ontology annotation, cellular component: plasma membrane.
GCGUAUUUCACGUUUAUGUUGCGUUUUAUAGUUUAUUCUUUUUCUUUCAGUUCAGUUGAGUUUCGCGAUCGGGUUGAGCGUGACGCGUAACGGCUUUAAUUAAAAUUAAAAUUACAUUAUUUUAACGGUUAUUGUGAUGCCGCAAUGAUGCGGUUCAAAGACAGUUUCGAAUGGGGGAUCACGAGUAAGUGUUCAUCUCGACGAGCCUCGCAAAUUUCUGAUACGCACGUUUACACGUUCAUACGUCCAUAUCCGGUGAAUAUUUGGGACAAUAUGGCGGAUAUAUCACAGGACCGGAAGUUGACGUAGGCAACCCUGGUGUGAUCGUAUCUCGUCGUCGGCGUGUGAUGCAAACUUUAAAACGCAGCAUUAACCGAUGUAUCGCCUAGGCUUUGCGGUUCUCCUGUGUCUCUCCGUAUGGCUGGGCGCACCCUCACCCUCCGACGGGCAGCUUGCCUGGACGCCUAUCUACGUGGACGGAAAAAGCCAAGUGGACUUGUGGACGCAGCAGGCGAAGGGGUGUGCCUGUCCAUGGGAGGGUGGCAGUACCCAGUGUGCGUGCUGUGUUGCCGACGGCGGCUGCCAUUGCGGCAAGGAGUCGCCGAAUCGAUGCACACAAUGUGGACUCGAGCAGUACUGCAAUCACAUGUGUAAUCUGACGAUAACAUCGACGGAAUUGUACGAGAAAUCAGGGAAAUAUUUCGGCCAGAUAAAAUCACCCUCGUUGGAGGGGCCCAAUGCCUGCUACUACACCUUCGUGCCGCAGCCAUUCCAGCGCAUCGAGAUCCAGAUUUACCGGCUCGUCAAUACGGGCCGCUUCAACGGUACCAGCUGUGUCGGCGGCCAUCUUCUGCUUAUGAGCGGCACGGAACCAGUGUAUUCCGCGCAUGAGAAUCAACUCUGCAGUCAGAAUGAACGCUACUCGCCGCCAGUCGUCUUUUUUUCGGACGACGGUGUCGCCACCUUACUUUUUGAGGUAACGGAGAAGACUCGCCGCUCGCAAUUUCUGGCGUACUUUAGUUUCUCUUCGCUGAACAGCACUGAUGGUCUUGGCUUCCCGCAACGCGGCGGGAUGCGACUGCAGAACACAGAUUGCGACUGGUUGUAUCAGGACUUUGCAUGCGAGAAAGCAGGUCACUGUGUGUUGGCUAGUCCCGGCUAUCCCGGCGUCUACCCGCCGCACCGGCAAUGCAAAUACCACAUAACGACCGGAAGCGACAGCACGCUCGUGCGGAUCACGUUCACCGCCAUGCUGCUGCCGCGCGACCGAUGCUCCACUGAUUACAUCGCAGUGUACAAGGGUACCACCACGUCCUCGCCGCAGCUCGAGACGCUCUGCGGCAACGGGCGCAAGAAAAUCGAGUUCACCGGGUCUAAUCUUUUAAUAGAAUUUCGCACGGGCCCGCAAACGCCGCCGUUCGAGUACAACGGCUUCGUCGCUCAAUUAGCAUUCCUGGCGGAGAAGAAAACAACCACAGAGCCGGCCGCGACGCUGCCACCGGCGCCGCCACCGCCGCUCGUAACUCACGAACGGAUAUCUCCAUCAAACAUCUUAGCCAACGAAACGGGACCACCUGGCGCGAACUUCACCGGAUGUGACAUAUUAAUAUCCGGUAAUAAUACGCGCAAUGGUCAUUUCGAUACGCGCGAAUACGAUUGGUUCCCAAUCUGUCGCAUCACCUUCCAGGGACGGCCUACAGAUGUCGUACACAUUUCAUUCUUCAACUUUCGCUUGAGGGCUCCAUCGUGCAAGACUCAAGUGGAGGUCUUUGAUGGCUCGCUGGAAAUACGAAAGAAUUUGCUGGAGAAAUUAUGCAGUCCCCAAAUUAAACAAGCGCGGGAUCCGGAUGACUUAGAGACGAAGAAACUGCUCUCGUCAAAGAAUGAGAUGGUGUUGUUUUUCAUGCGACCCACCGCACCAGUCACCACCAACGAUGCAGAAUUUUUAGCAGGGAGGUUUUAUUUCCACGAUGAACAAGUCAGUGGGACGGUGCAACCAACUGGGAUGUGUGAUGUUAUCUAUAGGGGUCACACCAGUCCCCUGGCGGGACAAAUUGAAAACCCUAGCACACAGCAUCUCUACUGGAACAUGGAGGGUCCAUUACUCUGUACCCAGAAGUACAUACCAUCAGCUAAUCAAAGUAUUACUUUGAAAGUAACUGCUUUGGAGUUGAUGUCUAAGGAACCGCUGUGUUUCACACAAUGCGGGGAUAAUGGCUGCCGAUGUGUGACCGGAAGUCCCAUGAACAAAAUUGAUCAUGUAAUUAUCGUCGAUGAGGAGGAUGUUAAAGUGGCCUGCCUUUGUGGUUAUCAAUAUGAAUGGUUGCCUGUAAGUGUGAGGUCCUGGGGACCACUUACACUUGUCUAUUCGGUUGCUCAUUACACCUGGAAGAAGAAGGGUUUCGGAAUGACUGCUUCCUACUCUUUCAAUUCUGACACCAUAUGUGGGGAACAAGUUUACACUCUCCACACGGGUGAAAUAGCGUUGAAGAAUCUCACUCCCGCCGAGAAUCUGAAUCAUUUUUACGAGCAGGGAUGUUCGUGGACGCUGCACUCGAAUGUGGAGCGACAGCUCGAGCUCGACAUCAGCUCGAAACAGAAUCGUCCCUGCACUGCGUGGAACAUCAGCAUUCACGAAUAUGCCGCUAAUGCCAACAGUAAACACCUUGGCGAAGUGCUGCACACCUUCUGUUCGCGUGAAACACACAAGGUGUUCCUGUUACCGUGGAAAGUCUCCACCGUGAUAGUUCGAUUGAGGACAUUAAGCAGAACUCUGCCAUCGUUCAACAUCAAGUGGAAGUCUCAAGCGUACCGCACCAGGGAAAACACACGUUUUAUAGCGCCUACACCGGCGUCCAGCUCAAAAACAACCGCGAAUUUCUUGUACACCGCCAUUUUGUUACUGCUCACACGUAGCUGAACGCUGACAGUCCGACAUUCAACGACACACUACAACGAGCUGCUGCCCACUAGUCACUAGGUACAUAUUACAUAACAAAAUGGCUGAUUAUUUACCUGCGGCCAUUUUGAUUCACACAAAACUCACCACAGAACAGUAUUAUAAAAGAGAAGGAUACUUUCACGCACAUUCUAAGCAUAAGCAUACGCAUACAAUUAGAUAAAAACAAAAACAAUGUGCACCUUAUUACCUUGAAGUGAGUGUGUGUGGUACUGAAAUCAAUUCUGAAUGAAUUUACACAUAAUGUCCAUUUUAUACACACAUCCUAUUAGCUGUAAAACCGUGUUCAGCAGGAUAGUUUCGGUUUGGCAUGUUUUGAAGGAUAUCACUCACUCCAGAGCCUAUAUUGACAGAUAAGUACGAGUUGGAAACAUCUGUCGGACGAAAGCUAGUCGUUAUUAAUUAAUUAGUGAAGGACCUUAAUUCUUGCUAGUCAUCUAUCUGUGAUAUACGUAAAUUAAUUCGGUGAAGAAAUACAACAAACUAAUUAAAAUAAAAACUAAACUAAUAUGACAACCACAUGCGAUGGAAAUUCAACAAGAAUGAAAUUAUUAUUAUGAAAUUGUUGAAUAUUUAAUUCUAGUCAUGUAUGGAGGGAAUCUUAAUGAAACACAUUGAAGACAUCAAUGAAUACAUUAGUCUCCAUUUUUGAAAUUGUUACAUGUUACCCACUUUGGAAGCUGCUGAUGGCAGCUACGCUCUUACAUAAAGAAAAACUCUUUCAUUGCGAUAUGGCUACUCUUGUACAGAUGAUAAAUUGAUAAAAACACCUCAAUAGAGAAGUUUGUUGUUACAUGUGUUUGGAUGAAUAAUGUAUACUGAUUGUGAGUCAAUAAGCAAAAGACAGAAAUGCAUACAACCCAACGAUAACAAUAAGCGCUGCUUAACAUAUCUUUUAGUGCAAGAUUUGUCUAUAAUUAAGCUUGCUACUAGCAAAUUCAUUUUGUUUUUUUGGUUUUAUUACAAUUGAUUACUAACCAACAACCAGCAGGGGUGAUGUAUGUAGAUUUGCUGUGUACUAAAGUAAAUCGAUGUUAAGUAAGCUGUUUUGGAUAAUAGACGGUAGAUUAGCGAAAUAUGCAGCAACAUAGCUUCAACACCGUUCUAGAAGAACCGAUAAUUGCGAUCUUUUUGAAUCAUGUUAUUUGUAUAUAUCCUAAUAUUUCGUUUGUACAUUACAUAUUUAUGUAAAACAACAUUUGUUAGUUUUUAUUAAAUAAAUCCAUAUAAUUCCCAAGAA